Misgurnus anguillicaudatus (oriental weatherfish) is the source of this 1233-nucleotide messenger RNA. NCBI's taxonomy places the organism in Eukaryota, Metazoa, Chordata, Actinopteri, Cypriniformes, Cobitidae. The record is from RefSeq and is a predicted model, not a curated record.
UUGUAUUAUGUCAUUUAUAAGUAAUUUAUGCAAAAUCUCACCCAUCCUAGGAGCAGAAAUCAGCAAACACCAUAUUCUACAGCUGCCCAAGUUUAAAACCGAGUCUGAGAUAAAUGUUCCUCUGCAAUGUUUAAUACUAACCAAGACACUGAAUGAUGAAAAGCAUCCUAUCUACUGGUUUAAACAUGACUCAGAAAAAUCUCACCUUGGAACUAUUUAUAUUCAAGGAAAUACAAAUGAUUCAUGCUUGGGAGACUCUGAAGCUGACUGUUAUUCACGAAAAUGUAUUUACAACCUAAAUCCAAAUAGGAACUCUAGCUGUCCUGAUUUUGAAACGUAUUAUUGUGCGCUAGCCAUGUGUGGGGAAGUUUUAUUUGGAAAUUUUUCUAAAAAUACUGCUGACAACAUUAAGAGUGUGAAUAUGCACCUAAUUUCCCAAAUCAGCCUCGCCAUACUCCUGGCAAUGGGUAUUGCUAUCAAUAUUCUGCUGUAUUGCAAGAGAAAUGACAGCAAAUUGAAGGAAAUACAGAAUACUGAUGCUUAUUAUGAUGGUGAUGAUGUGUCAAAAAAUAAGUCUGAGGAAAUGACUUAUACUGCAGUAAAGUUCUCGACCAAACACUCACGAGUGAAAAUGGAGACCAGCCCAGACAACACACUGUACUCUGGUUUGGCAUGUCAACAGCACAGCUUAAACUACUAUUAAAAUAAAUCAAAUAAAGUGUCUCUUUUAUUGCAUACGCCAAAUAUCCACAAUAGAGUUUUAGAAUAGUAAAUGACUCUAGGAGUAAAUAACUAAAAUAACAGCCUGUACUACCAACCUAAAACCUCAAGGUGGAAGCAGAGACCAGAAGUUAUAUUCAGCUUGAGGCUGUCACAUAUAAGUCAAAAUGUCUUGUUAAAGCAGUGGUUCUCAACUCCAGUCCAGUCUGUUCUGUGUCUCACAUUUAAGGACUCUUAUUUUGAAAUUUUGUCUGUGUCAUUCAUUUUUGUAAUUUUGAGUAGUUCUUUUGUUUAUUUGUCUAUGUGUUAGUUUGCUUGUUCUUAGUUUAGAUUAUGUUUGCCUGUUGCUUUACUUUACUUUAAGUUAAAUAAACACUGCACUUGGAUGCUCAAUCUCUGCCUGGCUGCUCACUACCCACAUUACAUAUAUUUUAUUUUGCACUACAUUAACUCAGUUUUGCACUGUUUUGUAAGGGUGAAUACACUAUUGUGGUUCAAGCUGUAGGAAUGCUG